AUGUAUGACGAGGGAUAUAUACGAGAGAAGAGGAAGUUAAAUUGGACAGUGAAUCGAGGGAAGUCUAGGUGGAAUACUAGAGGGUAUGGGUAUGGAUUCACUACGAAAAACGAUUAACUUCGGGGAAAAAUGGAAAUGGGUAAGGGGAAGGGCAAGAUUAAAGUCACGAUAACCGCUUGUUCUACGGAUAGCCGCAAGCGGGGCCUCUAGUGGGACUGGGAUUCUAAAGACAAAGGGGCGAACACCCUGGCCAAAAGGUGACGCAAAAAAAAAGGGAAAAAUCGCUUGUCUUACCGUACUUCGAGGUCCUGGUUACGUCAGGCAGCACCCCAUAUAACACCCCAAAAUUUUGCGUGACUUAUAGAUGGCUCAUAGCGCCACUCCGUCGAAAAAGUGCGGCUGAUACGAAUGUAAUACCCUUUCUAAUACUACAGAGUACAAGACGAAUAGUAUUAAGAGCAGGUUGGUUCAAAACCGGACCAAAAAACUCGCAAAUUUCCAAGUGGAACCAAAAACCUGGGACACCCAAAAUUUUAAAAAAAUCGCCAUAACGCCAGAGUACUGAAGCCAAUUUUGAUAAAACUUCGCAUAGCUUAUUCUCAAAGGUUGGUUAACACUUGUGUAAAAUUUCAUGGCAUUUGAGAAAGAACCCCCAGAGAUAUGAUCAAAAAAUGGGGUGGAACCAAAAACCUGGAACGCACUGUAUUAAUAAAAUCUGAUAUUUUAAGGCUUGGCAAGAUGCCAGACUCUAGCUCACAACAAAACUUUUGAAUUGGUAAAAACCUGGUCAAAAAGGCAUUUGCGUGGUGUUCCGAGAAAAGUUCUGAGGAAUUUUUCACCCUUACAGACCAAAAUUGGGCAGCUAAUUUUUACAUAUUCUGAAUCAGAAAAAUUUUGCGAUUUUUUUGAUAUAUGUCUCGACCUGUAACUCGAUACUCCAUAGAAGUACUUUCCUUGUGAAAUUUCCUCAAUUUUCCCAAAAUUUCUGAUAUAAAAACUGCAUAAAUCUGCCAAGAAACUAUCUGUCCUCUAGCAUUUUAUCCUCUGCAUUUCAUUUUACUCAUAAAAUUUCCAAAAAAUCAAAAUAACCCCAAAAAAUCAUCAAAAUUGGAAAAUUCCUUGUCAAAAAUUUGUUCCAUUUUGGAAAUGAUUGAUUUUUUGUGGUUUUUGCCACAAUUUUUUGCCUUGAAUAUGCAUUGAAAAGAUGGAGAGUUGAGUAGAGCACAAUUUACAAUCAAAAUUUAUUUAAUUUACAGACCAUCCGAACCCACCACAUCCUUCAAAACGCCCCUCCCACCAACCAAUAAAGGCGCCCAACUCUUGCAACGAAUGGGCUGGGAAGGCGGUGGCUUAGGCGCUGACGGUCGUGGCAGAGCCGAACCGGUCGAUAUCGGCGGCCCCAGAGACAUUCAAGACCAAUUCCGAGGCAUUGGAUCCAAACCAGACGAAUUUGAAGAAUACCGAAAACAAAUGAGCAAAAGGUUCGCAAAAUGA
Bursaphelenchus xylophilus (pine wood nematode) is the source of this 1494-nucleotide messenger RNA. Lineage: Eukaryota; Metazoa; Nematoda; Chromadorea; Rhabditida; Aphelenchoididae. The record is from the annotation of a GenBank genome assembly.